AUGUCAGCCGUAGCGAUCUUAUCUACCAAGGCGCUCGUGACCUCCCUUCUCCGCCUUACAAUCGUGUCCAACAGUCUAUGGAGGUUACCAUAUCUCACCGACACAUAUACAUCUCUUCUGAUGGUCUCGUUUGCAACUCGGUCGGUGACAUGUUGCAACCAAGACAGUGGGCCGCGGCGCCCGCCCGUAUAUGCCUCCCCAUUAACUCAACAUCCUCCCUCUCGUGACGCGUUCGCAAGCCCAAGUGCAAAUCGAAAUGUGGCAGCCAUCGAGUUUGCUGCGUUCGCAAACGGCCUCACCCAUCGAGACGUGGUGGUCGUCACCAACAAUUACACUGGCGAUCGUUUGAAUUUUGGUCUAGCUAUGGAGCAUGCUCGUGCUAAACAUGCAGGACUGAAGGUCGUGAGCAUCACGGUGCUAAAUGCGGACGACGUGUUGCAUGUGCAUCAAGCCAAUCAAGAUGGGAAGGCUGUGAGACAGUCGGUCUCAGAGGUCUCAGAAGAAACAUAUGUAUGCAAGGUCCUUGAUGUCUAUACAACGCCCGGUGGCAAAGGGGCGAGUCGCCCCAGUCCCACACGUUCACAUGCCAAGUGUCUUGGUGACGUGCUGGUUGCACACUUGCAUAGCAUUGCUUUUCAACUGGUUGCCGAUGGCCACGUUGAAGUGGGACUCGGUUUACACAUUGAACCGGGCGUCCGCCGUGCACCGUUGGAAUCCUCUCGUUGGUUCGCUACCGGGAUGUUGUGCCUGGCGAGUUAUAUGGCGGAGAACGGAACAGAGCAGAGAUCUACCAGGGUGAAGAACAAUCUUGACGGUGUAUCGCAACUUGAAAUUGGAGCAGUAGUAGAAGAAGUUCGGGGCGUUCCUGAGUCACCUGCCGAAGAUGAAGCGCAGGUGGAGGCCUUACUGCGAACCUUCACUUCUCCCUCUAGAAUUUCUCAAUCCUCGUCUGAUGGGGGUUCGACUUCGCAGGGUUUGGCUAUCCUUGCGGCCCUCGACUAUGGGAUGCUUGAUUCAGUAAGAAUAGUUCCCGCCGCAUUUGUGAGUAAGGUGGGGGUAAGAUACUGGAAGGGAGGUGCUGCUGGUGCUCGUGCUCCACUGCAAGAUGCUGUCGUGGCUGUGGAAGAAGGUGCAGAUCGAUCAGAAGACCCGGGGAAUGAAGAAACGAUCGAUAAGGACGGGCAUUGUAUAAAUAUCCAGGUCACAUUUAAGACUACAAGGCUUAGUCCUGCACGUGACAUCAUCGCGGGCGCCGCUGCCGCACCCUUGUCCGUGACUGCCAUGAUCCACACCUUCAAUCUGAUGCCUCUAUAUUUGUGGACCUACAAGAGCUCAUACGGGACCUCCUGUACGAACCUCCUGUAUGAACCUUCUGCGAUUCUCGCCACAUCCUUGCCAUGUAUGGACAGGCUCUGA
Molecule: messenger RNA, 1416 nt
Organism: Suillus plorans
Lineage: Eukaryota; Fungi; Basidiomycota; Agaricomycetes; Boletales; Suillaceae
Exons: 12
Coding region: 1-1416 (471 amino acids)
Biological process (GO): glycerol catabolic process
Cellular component (GO): cytosol
Molecular function (GO): glycerone kinase activity
Source: RefSeq, a predicted model, not a curated record